Messenger RNA from Gorilla gorilla gorilla (western lowland gorilla), 7929 nucleotides. RefSeq names its product zinc finger protein 577. The coding region runs from base 2571 to 2906 and encodes 111 amino acids. Gene Ontology annotation, biological process: regulation of transcription by RNA polymerase II. NCBI's taxonomy places the organism in Eukaryota, Metazoa, Chordata, Mammalia, Primates, Hominidae. The record is from RefSeq and is a predicted model, not a curated record. The transcript has 6 exons. Gene Ontology annotation, molecular function: RNA polymerase II cis-regulatory region sequence-specific DNA binding; DNA-binding transcription factor activity, RNA polymerase II-specific. Gene Ontology annotation, cellular component: PcG protein complex; transcription regulator complex; chromatin.
AUGCUACUGGAAUACAUAUUUGAGGUAUGGGUAAUCUUGAUUUUACAUGAUAAAUUCAUUCUAGCAUUCCUAACUCCAUUUAUCUUUGGGUACUUUAUAAUAUAUGAGGAAAUUUCUGGCAUUUAAACUUCAUUUAGUGUAGGCAAAUUUUGAGUCCAAGUUUCAGUCAACCAGCCAAGUCAACAGUUAGCACCACUCAAUUUAGCUCACACACUGAAAUUGCCAGUAGAAUGUUAAUCUCCAUGAAUGAGAGUCUUUGUGCCUGAAUUUCCAACUGUUGUAUUCCCAGCACGCACAACAGUGUUUGACACAUUAGGCAUUUUAUAAACAUUCGCUGGAUAAAUGAGUGAAUGAUCAAUCCCUUUAAAGGUUCUCUGAGGCUGGUUAUAAAAUUAUAGGGAGCAGGUUUGGUGCUAGAAUUCAUCAGUUAAUUGAUCAGCUGAGUCUCAGUAUUGAACAGAAUCAUCUCCCCUUCAGAGUUUUGAUUUCAAGUAGCUCCCACCUUCCUGGAUGUAAAGGCUUGUUCUGCCUUUGGCUUUUCCAGGGUGAGAGAGCCCUGUUUUAGUGUUGGUUCCCCACUUUGUCAGCCGCUGAUCAACUGUGUUCUCCAUUCUCCAUACCAAUUAUAACCAAAGCUUUAACACGCGGUUGUUUUAUCCAUUCUGUGACUGACUCCUUCCUCUGAGGCUACAUCUGAUGUAAAGAUACUUCUUAGGCAGUUCUCAAAGGCUGCUUUCUCCAGCCAGAUGCAUCCUCAGGAGUAAUAACCCCUCCGAUUGUUGCUCAGGUCCCUCCCUCUUGAAAUUCAUGUAAGACUGCCGCGCCCACAUGGUUUCUUUCCAUUCUUCUUAGGAUCAAAGUGCCUAAAUGUCUGUGACCAUCUCUACCCAGCCUGCAGACAGAUCAGGGCAGGCUUGAGCCUUUGAGAAACUAAGCAGUUUAUGUAGCGCCCCUGGCUAAUGUUGCAAAGCCAAGAUCUAGCAGUUCACGUGGACUGGAAAAAGGGUGAAAUGGGUCGUUUUCAAUUGCUGUUCAUCGUCAGAGCCUACCUGUCUUAAGGCGCGAAAAGAGGGACUCCGCCUGCUCUACGGCAGUAGGGUUGAAAAUGGCUGCUCCCAGCAAGCGUCCCCUGGGCGCAGACGUAUUGCGUCAUAAAGGGACGGCUGGUGCCGUAUUCCGCGUCUCUGGAAAGACGCCGAAUGGCCCUCGCCGGCCGCCAUCCCCGAAACUUGCGAGUGUCGCGUCUGCAGUGUGUGGGGUUCCCGGAGCGGCGGGCAGAGGCGAGUGUUUAGAGACUUAGGGUCUCUGACUCGCCUGCAGCGGUGGAGACAGGUCAUCGGUCUGGUCUGCGUGGGCUUCUGGGAAUGUUUCAGGGGCAGGGAGAGCGCGCUUUUUUUUUUCUGUUGUUCGCUAGCGCGUGAGGUCCGUGUUGCGGGGAGCUCUCGGGGAGUCUUCGCUCGGAGUUCGUUUCGCAGUCGUGUUGGGGUUCCCAGAGUCUGGGAGCCCAUGGUCUCCGCAUUGGAACCAGCGCUUGGGAGGUCUUCGUUGCACAGUAGCGCUAGGGCGUCGUGGUGGGGAAGCGAAUCGUGUCAGUGUUGGAGACUGCUCUGGGCAGUUCGUGUUCAUUGCUUAUCACAUGCGUACUUAAAAAGGGGUCUGCUGGUCCCCUUGCUUCCCUGCUACUGUAUAUUCUGUAGAAAAUUGGUUUUCAGGUUCAUUGCGACCCAAGUAAUAACAUCCCCAUCAUUUUAAAUACUCCUCCAGAAAAUAACUCUGGUUUAGUGUAUUUCAUGUUUAAUGUUGGGAUCAGGUGUCUAGGUAUUGGUAUAAUUUUAUUCGUCUUUAAUAACAUCUUGUCAACUUCGUAUUCCCAUAUUACAUGCUCUUUGAGAGUUUUUUAAAUUGCUGGUUUCAUCAAGUGGUUGCUUUAAUUUGGGUAGAAUUGAUGUAGAUCUAGAUACAACACUUUCAGGAACAUGUGAUGGAUUUCUAUUAACCCAAUAUUUUUAUUUGUUUGACUAUCUGUAGUUUUUUCCAUACGUAUCUUGGACAUUUCUGGUUAUGCUUAUUUCUACAUAGUUAAUACUUUUUGUUGUAAAUCGUGACUUUUUUUUCGCAUAAGACCCCUCCCCCUUUCCUUUUUUGUUUCUAAUUUUACUUAGUUGACAAGAACAGAAGUUAAAAAUAUAUAUGUUUAUUCUGUCACUUCAUUCUACUCCUGUCAUUACACAUAACUUAUAAAUUGACGUCUUUUUUCUAGUUGAGCAUUUUUGUCAUCUGCAAAUAAUUUUAGCCAGGUGGCAAGUGUAUGGACUGUGGAGUAAGAAGUACCUGCCUCUGCCUCUGACUUGGGUUCUGGCUAAUAGGAACAAGACAUUUUCAGUAAUGGAAGAAGGAGCUUCCAGGCUGGGGAAGAUCAUCGUUUCCAGUGGUAGCUUGACCUGAGAUGAUACCUGACCACCACUUCUGGGAAGGCCCAGAAUAGACAGAAGAGAGAGAACAUCCUAGAGUUGCUAGCCCCUAAGAGUUGAAUGAAAUGGGCAAGGCCCAGCUGAAAUAACAGGAAACACAUGAAAAAUGCCACGAUUGUAAUGUCUGUGAGGAGAGAGCAAGGCAGUUCUUCAGGGGAGGGGUCAUUGUCAUUCGAAGAUGUGGCUGUGGGCUUCACCAGGGAGGAGUGGCAGUUUUUGGACCAGUCUCAGAAGGUCUUGUACAAGGAAGUAAUGUUGGAGAACUACAGCAACCUAGUAUCAAUAGGGUAUCAAGGCACCAAGCCAGAUUCGCUCUUCAAGUUGGAGCAAGGAGAACCCCCAGGGAUAGUAGAAGGAGCAGCCCACAGUCAAAUCUGUCCAGGGUAUUCAUUCAGGAGAAGGACCCUACAGAUGGAGGGAAUGCAGGAAAGCUAAGAAGAAUCACACCUCAUUGCAGGUAAAAAUUAAAAUCUGAAAGUCAAAACUCUUUGAAUAUCUUGUUUACGAGAGAAAUCUCAUAGAUACAGUGAAUGUGAUUGUGAUAAAGUCUUCCCAGUUAAUGCUUAUCUUUCUUGUUAUAGCAGACUCAUACAAGAGGAAACCCCUAUUAAUAUAGUAAAUGUGAUAAAGCCUUCAUGUAGAUACCAAAGGUCACUAAUUAUAUCAGCAAACUCAUGUGGUAGAUAGGUCCUUCUGAAACGGAAUGUGGAAAGCUUUUGAAAGUGACAUGUCCAUCAGAUACUUAAAUCAGAAGGGAAAACGAUAGAGUUAAACUUGGCCAUUGGCCACAAAACCCAUUGCAUAGCAGGAAAGAAUUGCAGUGAUUGUCUAAAAUCCUUCAUUUAAAAUUCAGAGCUGAAUUGCCCCCUAACUCAGUUAUCAGAAAGAUCCUAUUCUCGAAGGCAAUAAUAUUUAGGUUCAAUGCAGGUAUAAAAUCCUAAUGGAGCCAUAUCUAUUCUGCCUCAGCAGAGUCAUACAUUUACCUAAAAGCAAUGGUUCUGGUCACAGGAAAUAAUUUCUGUGGAGGAUUAGAUAGCAUUAAACAUCAUAAGCUUUUAAAUAUAGGAGCAGAAUUUGCUCCAUACAGAGAUUUUAUGAAUGCAAUAAAAGUGGUAAAAGCAUCAGUGAUAAGUUAUUUUUUAUUUCAUGGAUUCACUUCUUCACAUCCUACCAUGUCUUAAAUUGUGAAGCAUCUUAUGAUCUGGAAUGUCAUAGUAAUUGUCAGGGCUUUUUAAAUGUGUGAUGGCACUUUAGAUUUGAGUAAUUACCCUUGCCUGUAUAUAUAAUUUUAUAAUGGUUUUGCAUAAUUAUUAUAGAAAGGAUUCCAGAGAAUAUUCUAUAAAUAUUAGACAUUUCAUUGUCAAAUAUUCCUUUUGAAUAUAUGAAAAAUAAGAAUAUAAUAAGGAUUAGUCGAAUAGUGACAAAGGAUCUUAGGGGUUGUGUUGUGGACUGUACUAUGUGACAUGUACUUUAUAUAUUUAUAAACUUCAUUGUUUACUUGGAAUUACAUGAAGAAACAAUUAUUAGGGUUAAAGAAAUUCUCAACAUAAGACAAAAUGUUGAAUAAUUCAAUGUAGUGCAAAUAAAAUGUUUUUUUCUUAUGAAUCAAAAUGUCUUGUAAUACAUAUUUGACUCAUUAUUAAGGAGUCUAAAGGAUUAUACCACGUAAGUGUGAAUUCCUUAUUUUUGCUGUCAUUUGUAGUAUUUUUGCCAACUGUGAUGAUCCAUCACAAGUAGAAGUUUACAUUUUUCUAGAGCCUUAUAACUCUGAAACAUCCAAAGAUUAUAAAAGAUUUACCUAAAAUAUUUAAAAACCAGCAACACAUUAGAGUAAUGGAAGAAAAAAGUGUGAGGUUAUAUGAGGUGAGUUUAUGGCUAUAUAUUUCAAGUUUGUGUCACACCGAAACUUUUGAUUUGUUAUGAUAAUAGGCCAUUCCUUUGGUGAUUCCUCAAAAAGUUAAAUCCAGACUUACCAUAUGACCCAGGAAUUCCAUUCCUAAGUAAAAAACCCAUGAGAAUUGAAAACAGGUACUCAACCAAAUAUUUGUCCAUGAAUGUUUAUAGCACUGUUCACAAUAGCCAAAAUAGCAUUUGGUUGAAAAGCUCAAAUGCCUAUCAAAGGAUGAAUAAAUAAAAUGUGCUACAUGCAUGUAUACAUGAAUACAUAAAUGGUCAGUUAUACAAAUGAAUGAAGUACUGAUGACAUGUUGCAUGAAUGAGCCCCAAAAAACAUACUGAGUGAAAGAAGCCAAAUGCAAAUUCCACAUUUUAUACUUUCAUUUAUAUCAAAUACUCUGAGUAGGUAAAUCUGUAGAGAAAUAAAGCAAAUUAGUGGUUAUUGGGCACUAGAGGGGAAGGGAGAAUGGAAACUGCGUAGUAUGUAUGGGGUUUUCUUUUAGAAUGAUGAAAAUAUUUUUGAACUAGAUAGAGAUGGUGGUUGCAUAAUAUUGUGAAUGUACUAAACUUCACUGAAUUGUACACUCUAAAAUUGUUAAUAUUUGAAUUUUUACAUGAAGAAAAAUAUAUUUAAAAAGAAAAAUAUUGCAUGAACUCUGGCACUUCAAAUAUGGACUUUUUUUUUUUAACAAAAUGAGACUUACUUGACUGAAUCUUCUAUAAAACUUCUAGUGAGUAUUCUAGUUAUUAAAAAGCAAGGUUUUUAUUACCUCCAUGUGAAAUAACUGACUUAUUUUGGUUCUCAGUGAAACCUAUUGUUUUGCAAGGAAUUCUGUAAAAAUGUACCAGCAAAAUCUUGCUUAUUUUUUUCUCUAGAUUUUUGCCCCUUCCCCAUUUUGUUUGACAGUUGUCAAGAAAUCUUUUCUUCACCAUUUUAUUAUGAAAAUCUUCAGACAUAAAGAUGUUUAAGGAGUACUAAAGUAAACACUAAUCUGGAUUUGACCAUUGCAACAUUUUUCUGUGUGUGUUUGUGUGUGUCAUAUGUUCUGACAACCUCCUAUUCACCCUGGUGCAUGAGGGAGGGACUCCCUACCCUAAGUAGUAUGGAAUGGCUGAACACAACACCUGACACUGGCUAGAUGAAAUUGACAGCAGUUUAUUAGUCACAGAUACAGCCUGAGAGAAAUGGUCAUUGCAUAUAGGUAUUGCACUCAGGAAUAGAGUGAACAAGCACAGAGAUUGUGGGAAGUAGGCUUUAUAUAAUGAGAGGGUAAUGUGCCCAUGGUUUCUGUGGAAGAAUGCAAUUGCUUUGUAUAAUUCCAUGGGCUGAAUAUAGAUUGAGGACCAUGUUGGGUGCAGCUUGUUCAGCUGAUUGGGGAGUUAGCUGGGUGGGAGCCUUUCCUGUGCAGUGGGAGCAUAUCUGGUGAGAGUAAGGGAAUUCAAAGAUAGGCCUUCAGGGCCCUGUAAAGCUCAAAGACUAAAAGCAGGCCAGACAAAUGGCCCGCACCUGUAAUCCCAGCACUUUGGGAUUACAGGUGGAUCCUUUGGAGGAUCCCUUGAGCCCAGGAGUUUGAGACCAGCCUGGGCAACGUAACGAGACUCCAUCUCUACAAAAAAUUUUAAAAUAAUAAUCUUAGAAAGAUUUCAAAGCAGCACGUGAGAUAAUAGGUUCUUAGAGUUUUGUGUGUGUGUGCGUGUGUGUGUAUGUGUACAGAUAUAUAUAUAUAUCUGUAUAUUUCUGGUGAGCAGCCUGAAAGCUACAGUCACUUGCCACUUGAGCAGUUCUCAGGCAAUCACCCACCCAAAGGCUGGUGGGUUGAUGAGGUUCAAAGACAGAGCUUUGAAGAACAUCGGUUUCUCCUGCUUUCUGUAUUGGUUCUCCAACCUACAAUAAAAAUCUUUGUUCUUAUACAUGUAGAGGCCCUUCGGCAUAUCCCCAGUUCUACCAAGAUAUGAAAUUGUGGUCUAUGCUCUUCUAAAAAUCCUGAAACAUCUACUGCAAAAUACACAUUUCUUCUCCUUCCUUUCCUUGUUUUUUCUUUUCUUUUCUUUUCUUUCUUUCCUUUCUUUCUUUCUUUGUUUCUUUGUUUCUUUCUUUCUUUCUCUUUCUUUCCUUCUUUCUCUCUUUCUUUCUCUCUCUCCUUUCUCCUUUUCUUUUCUUUUCCUUCCUUUCUUUUCUUUUCCUUCCUUUCUUUUCUUUUCCUUCCUUUCUUUUCUUUUUUGAUGGAGUCUCGCUUUGUCGCCAGGCUGAAGUGCGGUGGCACGAUAUCGGUUCACUGCAGCCUCCGCCUCCCGGGUUCAAGCGAUUCUCCUGCCUCAGCCUCCUGAAUAGCUGGGACUACAGGCGUGCGCCAUCACACCCAGAUAAUUUUUGUAUUUUUAGUAGAGAUGGGGUUUCACCAUGUUGGCCAGGAUAGUCUCGAUCUCUUGACCUCAUGUUCCGCCUGUCUCGGCCUCCCAGAGUGCUGAGAUUACACAAAAUACACAUUUCUAUUGACUUUCCCAGAUGUUGUGUUCAUGGACUCAUGGUUGGAGCUAGUGUCUACAUGGUACUCCUCCUAUAUAGACACCACUGGAGAGAGGCGUAUUCACACCCUCAGCAGCUCCUACAGAUUCUCCCCUGAGGCAAAAGCCAUUCAAAUCAUGCUGCUUCUAGGAAGUACUUUCAUUUCGUUUUACUUCAUCAGUUCUAUCCUGCUCAUUCAUAACGCUGUUCUUUUCCAAUCAAACCUCUGGCUGCAGUAUACUACCACCUUUCAGGCAGCAUAUUAUCCCUCCCUCAGCCCCCCGAUCUUGAUGUUCAAGGUCCCCGAGCACCAAGUUUCUCGUCUUAAAUGGUGAAAAAUAAUCCAAAAUUACUGAUGGUCCUGUUCACAACAGUGUCUCUUCUUCAAAGAAUCUGGUUAUUCACUUAAUAAAGCAAGGAUAUGUGGAUGUCUAGAAUAUGACAGACAUACACCCAAAAUACGGAUAAUUAAAGGAUUUGUAUGACAUUGACUUAGCGAUGUAGAGGCUUUACUCUUUACUCAGAAGGCAGGCAUACAACCAAAUAAACACGAAACUGUCUGUUAGCAUUAUCCUGAUGUUCUCUGUAUUUUUUCUUUGAGAUACUUGAUGGAAGCAUGGAGGUGAGGUUGGGUAGAAAUAAUCUGGGGACAUAUUCGAAUUUUUAACAGUUCAUUAGCACAAUUAUUAAAUUGGUGCAGUAUUAUAUAUUGAUAAACAGUAAUGGCUUUGUGUAUCAACUGUAUAACCCAUGGUAAACCAUUUAAUCAUUAGAAGGCUUAGGGUAUUUACUUGUAAAGUUAAUAAAUUUUUAUCCCAGAGAUUACUGUGCAAAAAAUAAAUUAUGUGAUAAGGCAUGAUGUCCAGAAUAGCAGAGGCAAGGCCUCUGCAUAUCCAUCCUUUCAUUAAAACAACAUAAACAUCAUCACAGUCAAUUUUGGAAAAUAACCAAAGGCUUACAAUAUUUUGAACAGCAUUUUCUUUUCAAGAAAAAAAUUUUGAACCUCAUUAAAAAUAGUGGGGUAUGUGGAAUUUUAAUUUGGCCUACUUCCAUAUC